AUGGAUAUUGAUAAAAAUAAGUCCAAUAAUUAUGUUAGUCGGGAGGCUUUAGAGAUCGAUGAAUACGACUAUUAUUAUAUACCUAUUAUUCUUUUAAGAGCCUUCAAAGAACUUGUAGCCAGCUCUCCGAACGAAAGGAAUUGGAGAGGAAUAUUUAUAGCCUUAUUAGUGAUUGUCGCUGUGUUAGGCCUAAUAGUCUUCAGUAUCGUGCUAGUUUCUCCUCCUGAAGAGGGACCUAGGACAAAGGGAAUCAAGCCUUCGCUUGAAGAUAUUUUUAUUAAGCUUCCGCCUCCUGCCAAAUUCAAUGGGACUUGGAUCUCAGAUACCGAAUUUAUUUAUAGGAACGAACAUGGAAGCGUUACACUUUUUGACGCAGAUAACUUAACGUCGACGGUUGUUAUGACAAAUAUAGCUUUUGUACAGUAUGGAGUAAUCGAUUUUAAGAUAUCAAGCGACCUAAAGUACAUAUUACUUAUAAGUGAAGUUAAAUCUGUUUUUAAAUAUACCACGUUGGCAAAAUAUCACAUAUAUGAAAUUUCUACGAGAUUACGACGGCCAUUAUCUCCAACCGAACUCGACGAAAACGCGCCAUUCCUCCAAUAUGCCACUUGGUCACCAGACGGGACGGCAGUUGCCUUCAUUUAUAACAACGAUAUCUACUAUAAACCCGUUGAGAAGGAUUUGGUCUGUCGAAUCACUUAUACCGGCCAAUCCGAUAUUAUAUUUAAUGGGAUUCCUGAUUGGCUUUAUGAAAACUACAUUUUGAAGACUUCUCACGCAUUAUGGUUUUCGUCUGAUGGGAUUUAUUUACUUUAUGUUACCUUUAAUGAUACGAAUGUGGGAGAAUAUAAGUAUCCAUGGUAUGGAAGUCAUAGCACGCAGCAAACACUGUAUCCAAAAAUCAAGUCCUUCCGAUAUCCUAGAGUUGAAACUGCCAAUCCCGAAGUUUCCGUAUGGAUUGUCAAUUUAACCACAGUCAAAUAUUUAUUUCCGUUCGAAUUAAAGCCAACAAACAGCGUAGAAUCUGAUAGCUACGUGACUAGCGUCAGUUUCCAUGGAGAGAACAAUGUCGGCAUUGUCUGGUUAAACAGAUUGCAAAACAAAUUUGUAAUUGUUACUUGCCGGUCGCAGAAUGGUUACAAUUGCACUGAGUUUCAUAUUGAACGAGAACAUAUAGGUUGGACGGAACCCAUCUUCCAUCCUGUUUUCAAUAACAACGGUACUAAGGUUAUUGUUAGAUUACCCGUAAAGGAUGGAGAUAAUGGGCACUUUAUGCACGCUUGUGAAAUUUCAAAUAAUCGAGUUAGGCCACUCACCCACGGGGCGUUUGAAUUAACCAGGAUACUAGCAUGGGACGAAGAGAAUUCCUAUAUAUACGCCAUUGGUACAAUAGAAAAUUCGCCAGGCGUCCGACAUUUAAUCCGAAUUACAGACCAAAGUUCUCCUCAGUGGUUCUGCAUGACCUGUCGGCCGGAAGUUGACCAGAACUCAACAUUUUCCGAAUCCCAGAACGAAACCACAAUCAACAACAGUUUAUGGCUGGAUUAUCCUUGCGAUUACAACAACGUGAUAUUUAGCAAAAAUUACAAUUAUUACAUCCAAGAAUGCUUGGGGCCAGAGAUUCCGAUCGUCCUCUUAGUUAAAACUUCAACUAACACAAGAAGAGUUAUUUUAGACACUAGUUUCAAACUUAGGAAAAAAGUUCGAAAGUUAUCUCCGCCUCAAACAAAAACGAUUUCUGUUGAGAUCGAAUAUGGCUUUAAGGCUCAAGUGAGAUUAUAUUUACCUGGUAUUCUACGGGAGUACGAGGAUAUUACUUUUCCAAUUGUACUUCUAGUCGAUGCCGCACCGUCUUCCCAAACCGUAUCUUCCAAAUGGGAAAUAUCAUGGCCAUGGUUUUUAGCAAGUACUAGAAACUACGUAGUAGCUCAAAUAGAUGCCAGGGGUUCUGGCUUUCAAGGCAUAAAAAUGAGAAGAGAAAUACAACGUAGAAUAGGCCUCAUUGAAGUACAGGACCAGCUAGCAGUGCUCACUUACUUAAGAGAUACUUUUAAGUUUAUUGAUAAAAGCAAGAUUUGUAUCAUUGGUAAAGGUUAUGGCGGUUUCGCAGCUGCAAUGAUGCUUUUACAAGAUUUUCAUCAAGUUAUAAAUUGUUCCAUUAGUAUAUCUCCUAUUACAAAUUGGAGGUAUUUUAAUUCAUAUUAUGCUGAAAAAUACUUGGGCUUCCCUUCGAGACAUUUACAGGAAUAUGACAACGCCGAUUUGACCUUAAAAGCAGCAAAUUUAAAUGGACGCCGUUUUCUACUUAUACACGGUACUGCCGAUACCGAAAUAACUUUGCAACAUUCGUUAAUGCUAGCUAAAGCGCUUAUAGAUCAAAAUAUACUCUUUCAACAGCUGGAAUAUCCGGAUGAAGGGCACAAUUUUAGUAAAAAAGCUUUACUUCACAUGUACAAGGAAAUUGACCUAUUUUUCAACGAUUCCUUUGGGCCUGUCUACGAAGAAUGGAGCGAUGAAACUUCAUUUUUUAUAUAACUUCAAAACAUGUUAGCCAACAAAAACAAUUGUCCAAGGAACAUAAGAGGACUUUUUUUUGUAAUACCUGUUUAAAGUCCAAAACUCAGACAACUUUGGACCACAAAAUAAUAUCAUAAAAUCUACUAUUUCAUAUUCUUAAUUCAACGUUUACCAGUUGCUCAUAUACAAGAUUUCAAACAUUUAGUACCAUCUCGAGAUUAAGAAAAAUUUUGGUAAUGCUUCAUGAAAGCAGAAUAUUCAAUACUGUCUAUAUAAAAUAGUAUUUAUUCGUAUUCAUUUGUUGACAUUGGUGUUGGUUAAAUAAUUUGAUUGGCUAAAUUUUUAGUUUCAAUAUACAAUUUACAAUUUAGCCAUUUUCUUUCUGUCAAAACAUUAAUGAGAAAACAAAAUAUCAAAGAAAUAUUCCGGUAAAAAUAGGAAUUUAUGAUAUGAGAAUAUAAAGAUAUGUUUCACAAUAUGCAGUUAAAAAUAGUUCAUUCAACUCGUUUCAUUGUUAUAUUCAACCAAGGGCUUAUUUUAUUCAUCUAUUUCUAUCCAGUGGUUUCACUGAUUCUUUACGUUGUUUCUAAGAGUUGUGUGAUGGCUAAUUAUUGUUAAUCGUGUAUUUCGCAUGGGUACUUUAUUAAUUACCUUGCCUUCUUCAAGCUGUUAAAUUCACACUGAUUAUUGGCUAAUUUUGAUCUGUGGGUUAAUUGUUGGAAACAUUUUAAGAGUCAACAUUAGCGAGCAGAGAACGCGUUACAAGAUUGCAACUUUAAUUUUGAAUACUUCUUAGAGAUAUUUGGCACACAUAUUCUUUCGUAAUAUAGUAAAGAAUGGCGGUACAGAGCCCAAUUUGAGAAAUAUAUUAUUAUGUGGAAAUUACUCUAACAUUAAAUAAAAUAUUGCAAAAACGGGCCUCUACCGCCAUUAAGAAGGACAAAAAAACACACUUUCUUCAAAUAUACUUUUGUAUCCCAUGCCUAGAUUUUGGAUCAUAUUGGAACUGUGUACUAAAAAUCGAUUAUCCAUAACAAGAAAUCGAACUUGAAUGUCUUGUCAACAUUUAGCGCGCCUAUGAAUAUAAUAAAAAAUUUUGGUGACGCGCUACAAAUGCCUUUAAGUUGUUAAGUUGUUUUUAAAAAGGGAAUUUAUCAUUUGUUUCUUGUAUAUUAUUGUGUUAAACUGGAUAUCGAAAAGUUGUACAACCCUGUUGUUUCCUGUAGUUAUUCUCUGCCUUUUUUUAUUGUAAGAGCAAUAUCAUUUACGAGUCUCACGAGGAUCUGUUUUUGGACGUCUGUCAUCACUCCUUUUUUUUUUCUCUCUUAAAGUUAAAAACAUAUCUUCUGGGUCCAAAGCAAAAAAAGUUAUAUGAAACAGAAUCUUCUUGGCUAACUUCGUUCUUCAAUUUUAUCUUUUCUGUUUUUUCCAUGUAGUUAAAUGUAUUCUCGUAGUGUACCAUCUACCCCUAGUGUUAUAUUUCAUUUAUUUGAUUUUUGUAUUAAUAUUCCUGUAUCCUGACUUCUAUGAUUUUUUUUAUUACUCACCUAUCUCCGAGGUUGAUAACUAAUAACUUUUUUUAUUCUCAACCUAAUAGUAGAGGAGUAAAGUAUGCUAAAUAUGCAGUCACUCGAGCGUUAUCGGAAUCUAUUGGGUUGUGAAGAUUGGGUCCUAAAACAAAAAAAAAAUAAGUUAAGUUUUCCAUUUUAGUGGGGAAUUUCCAUUUUUUAAUUUAAUUUUCCAUUUCGAACAAUCGUUUUUUCCGAUUAUAGUGUCAUCUAUCUAUAAUUCGAAAAAAUAUCUCGAAUAAAAGUUACUUAUUCCUAGGAAUCCAAACUGCAAUAAAAAAUGGAGGCUCCUAUUUAAGAUUUUAAAAUAACCUCCCACCCCACUUCCGUGGGGGUCGUGUUUGGUACCAUUCGAUAAAUUUUUUAAAAAUAUUGAAUACGUGUAUUUUUCAGUUCUUCGAUCUGAUGUUCAUUUCGGGAAAUAUCACGGGGUUCGUAUUUAAAAUUUUAAAUUUACUCCCCAACCCUCUUCGUGGGGGGUAGUGUUUGGUAGCAUUCGAUAGAUUUUUGAAAAAUAUUGAGAACGUAUUUUUUAUUUUUUCGAUCUGUCAUUCAUUUCGCGAAACAUUCGCUUUUUUCUUGUGAAAAUUUUUGACUCACCCAAUUCCUUACUCCGUACGCCCCGCUCAAAUCGUCAUAUUUUUGAAAUAUACACUGUUUUGCAUGUACUCAACUUACCUUAUCUUAAUCUGACGAUUUCGAGGUUUUCUAAGGAUAGAUUUUCUUUCGGCCCCCUCCCUUAACGAACUCCCCUGCAUUAAGAGCCAUAAUAUGUUAGAGGUACAUUUUGAGGGUACAAUGUUUCUCCCCAUGUGAUAAUCUGACGCGCUCGAGUAACUGCAAAAAUCGCCGCUUGGGCUUCCCUACCAUAAUUACUUUUAGAAACAUUUUAAACAACAAUCAUAACUCACUUAGGGUAUGGCUUACUAAACCGACGUCUUAGAAUUAUUUUUAUUUGGUGUAUUGGACAAUUCAGUGAACGUGGGCUAUCAGCGAAACUUUAGAAGUAAAUAUUGUACUGUAUACAGUAUAUACAUAGACCACUGUUUUCUCUUCUAAUAAUUUUACUGUUGUACCUUGAUUAGUGCAUGUCAGCUUGUUUUUUUCUUUUUUUAUUGCUUUUAGCAGUUUUUUUAUUAUGUCUGUAAUUAUUGUGGAUGUUUUAUUAUUUGUCUAACGGGUUAUACGUACCCCUUAUUUUUCUGAUCUUUAUGAAGAAUAAAAUUACAAUAUUUUGGUACUGCUUAUCUCUCUAUUUUUCAUGUUCCUGAUUUUAUUUUCGUGUAUAUAGAGACUUAAGUACCUUUGAAAGUGAUAACGCCUACUCCCCAUUUUUGUGAACACUUUUAUUCAUGAGUUUCACGUGCUUUUGUCUUAUUCCUUCUUUUCACUUAAAUAUGCAGUUUUUUCACAUGAAUGUAUGAAUACUUUUUUAAACUUUCCCUAAUUUUUCUUGUUGUCCGAUCUUUUGAGGAGGGGGGUAAAUUGUAUUUAUCUGUGUGUAUUUUUUAUUACAGCUCUUUAAGUUUUAUUGCAAAUAUUGCUUAGCGGUUUAUAAUCAUAGCUUGUAUUAAUUUCAGACUAUGAUGUAAUUGAGCAAAUAGAGCCUAUGUAUAAUAUCUUCCUUAAAGUUUACUUACGAGUCCGUCCCUAGUGGAUUUUAUUUAAUACUUAUUUGGAUGAGAUUAUAAAACAUAAACCAGUAAACUAUCCAACUCACAAUAUUUAUCUCAUUUUUUAUUAUAUUGUAUCGUAUUGUAUUAAUUUAACUCAAAACUCUCAAAAAACGUCAAAAAUACGCAUAGUUUUAGUACAUUCGAAUCAAUAUUGACAAUUGACGAAAAAAAUGUACCUAACGUGCAUGAUAAAUGAUAUAAAUUCGAACAAUCAUAUAUUAUCUAUUAUGGUAGUCACCAACUAUUAGCAUAGAACAUAUAUUACAUUUACCUACUUUUAUCCAAUACUAACGUAUUUAACCAACGUCAGUUAUCAAAACUUAUAUACAAUAGAUUAUAUUUAUUAGAUAUAAAUGAAAUUCAGAUAAGAAAAAUGUUUAAUUCAAAUGUGAUAUUAAAUAAUAUAUUUCUUCUUUC
Diabrotica virgifera virgifera (western corn rootworm) is the source of this 6178-nucleotide messenger RNA. RefSeq names its product inactive dipeptidyl peptidase 10-like. Gene Ontology annotation, molecular function: dipeptidyl-peptidase activity; serine-type peptidase activity. The transcript has 11 exons. The record is from RefSeq and is a predicted model, not a curated record. Gene Ontology annotation, biological process: proteolysis. Lineage: Eukaryota; Metazoa; Arthropoda; Insecta; Coleoptera; Chrysomelidae. The coding region runs from base 1 to 2535 and encodes 844 amino acids.